UUAUCUCUCUUGUUUCUAAGACAUUAUUUUGUGUACAUAAAUCUUUGAAUCUGAUAUGCUAUGCCCCCACCUCCCACAACUGUAACUGUUUUCAACUUUGAUCUUCCUCCACAUUCAUAUCCUCACUCCAAAAGGGUUUAAAAGGAAAAAUCCAUUUCCUAAAACAAUAAAAACAUUAUUGUAGGAACAGCAAGAACAAAGGAACUUCACAAGGGGGGAAAAAAGAUAGCCAUAUGUUGUUUUAUUUUUAUUUUAUUUUUCUGCUUUUCUUUUAUGUUGUGCAUGUCUGACUGAUAUAAGUUCAUUUUCUUUGACUGCACCACAAUUUGUGGGGUGACUCCAAAUCAUUACCCUUUUACUUUUGUCUGGAAAAGUUAGGGUCUUUUGAAUUAGCAUUUGCACAUUCCUUUGAUUAAACCCCCCCCUUUCAGCUUUUUAAGAUUGGUGGGGGGAACUAUUAUUAGGGUUUGAUUCUGAUGUGCUGCGUUGUGUUUGAAUGGCAAGAAAAUGAGGGAAACUGUGGUUGUGGGUAUGGCAAGUAAGAGAAUGUGAGGAAGGAGAAGAAGAAAAGGAGGGGUUGAGGUUGAGUAAAGAGUAUUUUGAGACAUGGGGUGUGUGUUUGGGAAAGAGAAAGAGGCAUCAGAGAGAAGGAGGGAAGAGAGGAAGGAAGAAGUGGAAGUUGGAAGAGAAGUAGAUGGUGAGGUUGAAAAUGGUGGGAAUGGGAAGGAGGGUGGAGAGGAGGGGAAGAGCAAGAGGCCAAAGGGGGAGAAAAGGCGAUCUUCAAAGCCGAAUCCGAGGUUAAGCAAUCCUCCUAACAAUGUACAUGGUGAGCAAGUGGCUGCAGGGUGGCCCUCUUGGCUCUCCAAGGUAGCUGGGGAAGCUAUAAAUGGAUUGACCCCUCGAAGAGCUGACACUUUUGAGAAGCUUAACAAGAUUGGACAAGGUACAUAUAGCAAUGUUUACAAAGCAAAGGAUACUUUGACAGGGAAAAUUGUAGCCUUAAAGAAGGUUCGCUUUGACAAUUUAGAGCCCGAGAGUGUGAAAUUCAUGGCCAGAGAGAUCCUUAUUCUGCGUCGUCUUGAUCAUCCCAAUGUUGUCAAACUGGAAGGCUUAGUGACUUCAAGGAUGUCAUGCAGUUUGUACCUUGUGUUUGAAUACAUGGAGCAUGAUUUGGCUGGACUUGCUACAAGCCCAACAAUUAAGUUCACAGAGUCUCAGGUUAAAUGUUACAUGCAUCAGCUAUUUUCUGGAUUGGAACACUGUCACAACCGUCACGUGUUGCAUCGUGACAUAAAAGGGUCAAACCUUCUUGUUGACAAUGAAGGAAUUCUUAGGAUAGCUGAUUUUGGAUUAGCUUCCUUCUUUGAUCCUAAUUACCAGCACCCUAUGACCAGUAGGGUGGUUACUUUAUGGUAUCGACCUCCGGAACUUCUCCUUGGAGCCACUGAUUAUGGUGUAGGAGUGGACCUCUGGAGUGCUGGCUGCAUUCUUGCUGAAUUGUUGGCUGGCAAGCCUAUUAUGCCUGGUAGAACAGAGGUGGAACAGUUACAUAAGAUAUUUAAGCUAUGUGGUUCUCCUUCUGACGAAUAUUGGAAAAAGUCAAAGUUGCCUCAUGCUACUAUUUUUAAGCCUCAACAAUCGUACAAACGGUGCAUAGCAGAAACAUUUAAGGAUUUCCCAGCAUCAUCCCUGCCAUUAAUUGAGACCCUUCUCGCAAUUGAUCCAGCUGAACGUCAAACUGCCACCGCUGCAUUGCAUAGUGAGUUCUUUACAACAAAACCUUAUGCCUGUGAACCCUCCAGCCUUCCAAAAUAUCCUCCCAGCAAGGAGAUGGAUGCAAAGUUACGGGAUGAAGAAACUAGAAGAUUGAGAGCUGCUAGCAAAGCUAAUGCUAAUGGUGUCAAGAAAUCUCGUCCACGUGAUCGGGGUGGGAGGGGAAUUCCAGUUCCAGAUGCCAAUGCUGAGCUGCAGGCAAAUAUUGAUAGAUGGAGACUGAUAACACAUGCAAAUGCCAAGAGCAAGAGUGAAAAGUUUCCCCCUCCCCAUGAAGACGGAACUCUAGGCUAUACUUUGGGUUCUUCACAUCACAUGGAUCCAGUUUUUGAUCCUCCUGAUAUUCCAUUUAGUUCCACAAACUUAUCAUAUCCCAAAGUAAAUAUCCAGACCUGGUCCGGCCCAUUGGUGGAUCCUAGUGUAGGUGCACCAAGGAGAAAGAAGAACAUGCAUGGGGAUGGGCACACACAAUCAAAGACAUCAAAGGACUCGUAUAGAUAGAUUGUAUCAGGAGUAUUGAAAAAAUAUACAAGAACUGUGAUAUCACAUCCAUAUUUUUCACAAGCAUUCAUGAGGCUGCUAAUGCUGCUGAUUCAAUGUCUUACUUCUAUUUGGUAAAGCCAUUGGCACC
This is a messenger RNA of Abrus precatorius (Indian licorice), 2404 nucleotides long. RefSeq names its product probable serine/threonine-protein kinase At1g54610. Gene Ontology annotation, biological process: protein phosphorylation; positive regulation of transcription elongation by RNA polymerase II. The record is from RefSeq and is a predicted model, not a curated record. Gene Ontology annotation, molecular function: RNA polymerase II CTD heptapeptide repeat kinase activity; ATP binding; cyclin-dependent protein serine/threonine kinase activity. The coding region runs from base 607 to 2274 and encodes 555 amino acids. Gene Ontology annotation, cellular component: nucleus; cyclin-dependent protein kinase holoenzyme complex. NCBI's taxonomy places the organism in Eukaryota, Viridiplantae, Streptophyta, Magnoliopsida, Fabales, Fabaceae. The transcript is spliced from 7 exons.